Capsella rubella is the source of this 1975-nucleotide messenger RNA. RefSeq names its product protein indeterminate-domain 4, chloroplastic. The transcript is spliced from 3 exons. NCBI's taxonomy places the organism in Eukaryota, Viridiplantae, Streptophyta, Magnoliopsida, Brassicales, Brassicaceae. The coding region runs from base 225 to 1775 and encodes 516 amino acids. Gene Ontology annotation, cellular component: nucleus. The record is from RefSeq and is a predicted model, not a curated record. Gene Ontology annotation, molecular function: DNA-binding transcription factor activity.
UUUUUCUUUGUUUAUUAUGUCUUGUAGUGAAUUGUUUUUAUAAAAAAAAAUUUCUUCAUGUCGUCAAUCUCUAUGGAUUCUUCCUGUUCUUAUAAUUCAUUCCUUCGUUUUCUUCUGUGAUUAUAAUUUUGAUUUCUUUCACUAUCUUUUUGUUUUCUAACUCUUUGUUUUUUUUUUAAAUAUUCGUAGAUUGUUCUCUUCCACGCAAAGAAGAAGAUCUAAAGAUGUCGUCAUCAUCUUAUAACACAAGCGUUAUUCCUUCAUCAUCAUCCUCUGCUCAGCCUUUCUUCAUCACCAGCUCCGGUGUCGGAGAUAACGACUUUAACCGGAAAGAUCCUUUUAUGUCAAUGAUUCAACAACCUAACUCCUCAGCUCCACCACUCAAGAAACGAAGAAACCAACCUGGAAACCCAAAUCCAGAUGCGGAAGUGGUAGCUUUAUCUCCAAAGACACUGAUGGCUACAAACAGAUUCGUAUGCGAUGUAUGCAACAAAGGGUUUCAAAGAGAACAAAAUCUACAGCUUCACCGAAGAGGACACAACCUCCCAUGGAAGCUGAAACAGAAGUCAACCAAAGAAGUGAAGAGGAAAGUAUAUCUCUGUCCGGAGCCCACGUGUGUUCACCAUGACCCGUCACGUGCUCUCGGAGACCUCACCGGAAUCAAGAAGCAUUAUUACCGUAAACACGGCGAAAAGAAGUGGAAAUGCGAGAAAUGUUCCAAGCGUUACGCUGUUCAAUCGGAUUGGAAGGCUCACUCUAAGACUUGUGGUACUAAAGAGUAUCGAUGUGACUGUGGUACCAUCUUCUCUAGACGUGAUAGUUACAUCACGCAUAGAGCUUUCUGCGAUGCAUUGAUACAAGAGACUGCAAGAAACCCUACCGUGAGUUUUACGUCAAUGGCAGCUGCUAGUAGCGGUGUCGGAUCUGGCGGAAUUUACGGGAGACUUGGUGGUGGCAGCGCUCUCUCGCACCAUCAUAUGAGUGGCCAUCCAAAUUCUGGAUUUAACCCUCUCGCUGGUUACAAUCUGAACAUUGCAUCUUCUGAAAAUAGGAGAGACUUUGUUCCGCAAUCAGCAAACCCUAACUUCUUACUCCAAUGCUCGUCGAGCCAAGGAAUGUUGACUGCGACUCCAAACAACAAUGAUCAGAGUUUCAUGAACCAACACGGUCUGAUACAGUUUGAUCCGGUCGACAACAUCAACCUCAAGAGUAGCGGUACCAACAACAGCUUCUUCAACCUCGGGUUCUUUCAAGAAAACACCAAGAACUCGGAGACGAGUCUUCCUUCUCUAUAUAGCAACGACGUUCUUGUUCAUCAUCGUGAAGAAGAAUUGAACACGGGUUCUAACGUGUCAGCCACGGCACUGCUUCAGAAAGCUACACAAAUGGGCUCAGUCACAAGCAACGAUUCUGCUUUGUUCAGAGGCUUAGCUUCUUCCUCUAACUCAACAAGUUUAAUCCCUAGUCACUUUGGUGGAGGACGAAUUAUGGAGAAUGAUAAUAACGGAAACCUUCAAGGUCUUAUGAACUCAUUGGCUGCCGUUAAUGCCACUGGCGGUGGAUCCGGUGGCAAUAUCUUCGACGUUCAUUUUGGCAACAAUGGAAAUAUGAGCGGUUCGGAUAAGUUAACGUUAGAUUUUCUUGGAGUUGGAGGAAUGGUGAGAAAUGCAAAUCGCGGUGGUGGUGGCCGUGGUAGUGGUAGUGGUCGCGGAGGAGUUUCUUUGGAUGGUGAAGCGAAGUUUCCCGAGCAAAACCAUCCAUUUGGAAGAGGUUGAUAGUAUCUUAUUAUUUUAUAACUUAAUUAGGUGAUAUAAUUUUGUUAUUUUACUUGUUUGUUUUUAUAAUCAAAAUAUAAUAUAUCUUUUGUGAGCUUUUUAGGUUUGGGUUUGGUUAGAGUCUGUCUUUUAUAUGACAAAAAUAUUAAUGUAAUAAGUUUGUUAUUUUGUUGACUUACAACAGCUUCUUGAACUUUUUA